AUGAUAGCUGCCACCCUGCUCGCUGCCGCGGUUCUCUCCAUACAUCCCAUCGGCCUCAGAAUCUGCAAGAAUAGCGUCUGCCGCAAGGCGGGCUCGGCGGACACACUCGAUUCCCUCUUUGCGCUGGCUGCCGCCUCCGAUCAGGCCAACUCCAACCAGAACGGCGGAGUGGCGCUCGCGACGCUGCAGGAGGCCUUCGCGGCAAGCCGCGUCCAGGCGUGCGGCUGCCUGGGCGGCUGCGGGUCCGGCCCCAACGUGGUCACCACCGACGGCGGCCCGUCGGACGUCUUCCACGACGUCUACAAGCCGUCAUCGUGCGCUGCGCUCCUGGACCAUGUGGGCGUGACCGUGCCAGAGGCGGCGCAGCGAGCGUGGCUGCGGCGCAUGUACGCGAUGCGGGCGCUGCGCUCCAAUAAGGGUGGUGAGGCCUUGGCGCUCCUCACCGAGGCGCUGCAGGAGGCGUCGAGUCUCAAGGGCCGGGCGGCGCAUCUGCUGACGCUGCUGCUCGAGCAGCGGGCGGACGUGCACGAGAUGCUGCGCGACGCGCCGAGCGCGCGCGACGACCGCGAGCGCGCCGCGAGGCUGCGCGCCAUGCCCGCACCGGUCGCGUGA
Molecule: messenger RNA, 612 nt
Organism: Emiliania huxleyi CCMP1516
Lineage: Eukaryota; Haptophyta; Isochrysidales; Noelaerhabdaceae
Exons: 1
Coding region: 1-612 (203 amino acids)
Source: RefSeq, a predicted model, not a curated record